Messenger RNA from Leptonychotes weddellii (Weddell seal), 2540 nucleotides. NCBI's taxonomy places the organism in Eukaryota, Metazoa, Chordata, Mammalia, Carnivora, Phocidae. The record is from RefSeq and is a predicted model, not a curated record.
UCAACUUCCGGGGGCAGAGGUGUUCGAAGCCGGGUGGUGCGUGGGCUAGCCCAACUUGUGUGGCUGGGGUCGCGGUCCCCCCCCAAAGGGUUUGGGGUCGUACCCCGGCUGUGCGCGUGAGGGGCCGUGUGCUGGGUGGCUCACCUGGCAGCGUGGGUGAGCGGCGCGGCGGCGGCAGCGGCGGCAGCCAGAGCGGGGAGCAGGUGCACUUGAAGAAUGGAUGAUGAUGAUUUUGGUGGUUUUGAGGCUGCAGAGAUUUUUGAUGGUGGAAAUGGUGAAACCCAAACUACCUCUCCUGCCAUUCCUUGGGCUGCUUUUCCUACAGUAUCUGGAGUCCAUCUUUCUCCAGCUUCUCCUGAGAUUGUACUGGACCAUGACCAUGCUACUUCAGUUGGCUGCCUCUCUUCUGAGCCCAUCAUUUCAUCACCAGAAAAUACACACACAGACAGCAGCAUUGUCAGUCAAACUGUUCCUAAAGCACAGAUUCAGCAAUCAACACACACUCAUCUGGAUAUCUCACUUUUUCCAUUGGGUUUAAAUGAUGAGAAAAGUAAUGGAACAAUUGCUCUUGUGGAUGAUUCUGAGGAUCCUGGAGCCAAUGUAUCAAACAUACAGCUUCAGCAGAAAAUUUCAAGUCUGGAGAUUAAGCUCAAAGUUUCUGAAGAAGAAAAACAGAGAAUUAAAAAGGAUGUGGAAUCAUUGAUGGAAAAGCAUAGUGUCUUAGAAAAAGAUUUCCUUAAAGAAAAAGAGCAAGAGGCCAUUUCUUUUCAAGAUAGAUACAAAGAACUUCAGGAAAAACAUAAACAAGAAUUGGAAGACAUGAGGAAAGCUGGUCAUGAAGCUCUCAGCAUUAUUGUGGAUGAAUAUAAGGCACUACUGCAGUCUUCAGUUAAGCAACAAGUAGAAGCUAUUGAAAAACAGUACAUUUCUGCAAUUGAGAAACAAGCACACAAGUGUGAAGAGUUGUUAAAUACUCAGCAUCAGAGGCUCCUUGAAAUGCUAGAUACAGAGAAGGAACUAUUGAAAGAAAAAAUAAAGGAAGCUUUGGUUCAGCAAUCUCAAGAACAGAAGGAGAUAUUGGAAAAAUGUUUGGAAGAAGAAAGGCAAAGAAAUAAAGAGGCAUUAGUAUCUGCUACAAAGCUUGAGAAAGAAGCAAUGAAGGAUGCAGUUUUAAAAGCCAUAGAAGAAGAAAGAAAAAAUUUGGAAAAAGCCCAUGCUGAAGAAAGAGAGUUAUGGAAGACUGAGCAUGCAAAAGAUCAAGAAAAAGUAUCUCAGGCAAUUCUAAAAGCUAUACAAGAACAAAGAAAAAUAAGUCAGGAAACUGUUAAGGCAGCAAUAAUAGAAGAGCAAAAGCGAAGUGAAAAGGCUGUGGAAGAGGCAGUGAAGAGAACAAGAGAUGAAUUGAUAGAGUAUGUAAAAGAACAGAAAAGACUUGAUCAAGUCAUCCGCCAAAGAAGCCUGUCCAGUUUGGAACUGUUCCUCUCUUGUGCUCAGAAACAGUUAAGUGCGCUAAUAGCUACAGAACCAGUUGACGUUGAAUAAAGGGAACAUGACAAACUAACCCCACUGGCAAUGGAUAAAUCAUUAGACCUCUAAAAUACAUGCUGUGAAUUAUAAAGAUGCUUUUGUUUUCCUUCCAAACCUUGGAGAAUUGAUUUCCACUUAAAGGGUAAACCAAACGAAUAUUUAGAAGAACUAUCACGAGAUCUAAUUUAUUUUCUUUUGUUUUCUCCUUUACGUUUACUGUCAUUUUCUUAGGAUCAGGAGUUGUUGUAGUAGCAGCAACGGAAAGUAUGAUGUGACCCAAAAGCUGCUGAAAAUUGCCACAUUACCAAAAACCUAAUUAAACUUCAUAGCCUCUUGUGGCCUAUUAUAUUGUAUUUGGCAAAAAUAGUAAAUAUCUUUACUUAUUGCUUCACAGUGACUCUUGAUAAGAUUCUAUAAUGUAAUCAUACAUUUAUUUGAUUUUGAGGAUAGAAACAGCAUGGACUUCAACAUCACUUAUUUGUCUAUGUAACUUUGAUAUAAAACACUGAUAUGACAAAGAGUCAUUCUGAUAUUACCAGACCCCUUUUCUGUAGUAGGAUCUAUGUAUUUUCAUCAGUAGCAAUUAAAAAUACUGAACAUUAUUAUAUUAAUUCAGCUUUGAUCUGAUGUACUGCCUAAAGGGGUAUGUGUGUGAUAUAUGCUUAUUUUCCUGUUUCUAUUCUUCAAAGUCACUAUAAAUCAAUAAAAUCAUUUUUCUUACUAAUCAUAUCGUGAACUUAAUCUCUAGAAAGGUAAUAUAACUUAGCCAUUUAUAGGAAUUCAAGUUCAAAUAUAAAAGAUAUAAAAUCCUUUCCCAGUACUUCAGAAUGUACUUAAAUCAUGAGCAAUGUACUUUAAUGCAAAAUCAUGAGGUUUUUAACAUCAAAACUAAAAUGCUGUCAUUAAAAUGUAUGCAAACAUUUUGUCUUGCUUUCUGAAAUGCUUCUAUUUCCAUGAGCUUUGUACUUUUCUGGAAUUUCUCAAUGAGUAAUAAAAAGAACUCCAAAAACUUA